AAUAAUAACUUGACUAAUAAUACGAACAAAAAAAAGAGUUCUUUGAUUAAUAAUUUAAACAAAAAAAAAUGCGUUAUGACAAGUAAAAAAAAAAAAAAUUCUGUAACUACAAAUACACACAAAAAAAAAUACACUGAUACUACUGACAAACAAAAAACAAAAAGUGCAUUAACCACAAAUGAUCGCAGAAAAAUUAUUUCUUCUAAAUUAAAAAAAAACAAUUUGAAACCUACAAAUCAAAACGCGCUUGAAACAAAAAAUACAUCUGUAAUUAACGGAUCUACAAAUAAAAAUACAUCUAAAAUUUUAUCACCUAAAAUUAAAAAUUGUAUGAACAAGGCUAUUGAUAAUGAGGACGAUAUAAUUAUUAGUAAUGACAACGAUAGCUGUUAUGAUGGUACAGACCAUCAUGAUAAUAUAAACAUUGAUGUUGAUGAUAAUUUGAUAUCGAUUUAUCGUAAAGAAAAUUGGCCCACAAUUUUAAACAAAUUGAGUGAUCCUUCAACAGGAAUUGAGGUAUUCAAAAGUAUUUUAUUUUACAAAGUGUAUGAUGAGACAAUGCAUCAAUAUACUAAAACUAAAUCAAAUAUUCAGAAAAUGAAAAAACGUUGCCUAAAAUGGAAGAUGAAGUAUGAAUGUUUGGCAUUUGAAAUGAAAACAUUAUUAGAAAGUACARAAAGUGAUGGAAAUACAAGACAUAUCAGUAUUCAACAUCAAAAUCAAAAGGAUACAACAUUAUGUAAAAAUAUUGGAGUCGGAGAGCAAGAAAACGAAGCUGGAAUACAAAAAACAGUUUCUACWAACCAUAUCACACCAGAAAACUUCAAAACUUUAAAAUUAUACCAACAAUCUUUAAACAGUGAAAACAAAAGUCCAACUGAAUCUAAAAUAGAUAUUAAGUCAACUAAACCUAAAGAAAUUGAAAUGAAUAUAGUGUUUACACCAGUGAUGGUUGAUUUGAUCAAAGAAACAGUUUCAAUGUUAAGCUCAGAAUCGUUAAAAAGUAAUAAAAGAAAUUUAACCGAAUCUGACGCAUGUAUUUCAAGUGUUAAAGCUAAAAUAUCAAAAACUAAACAUUCUUCUGUUCUAAGUAUUGAUCAUUUGGACCCACCAGAUACAACAGUUUCAACAAUAAACUUAAAUUCAUUUUAUAGUAAACAAAAMAAUUUAAAUCGAUCUGACUCCGUUAUUAAGAUGACUCAUUCUAAAAUGAUUGAAUCAAAUUUGCCUUAUACUCCACUUUUAAGUACUCCAAAACCUUCAACAAUUAACCCAAAAUUGUUAGAUAGCCAAAAAUCUAAUUUAAUUCAAAGUGAUUCAAGUAUUAAGUUAUCUAAAUUUUUAAUAAAUGAAUUUAAUGAACCUGCUUCUUCAAACUACAUCGAUUUAAGUGUAGACAGCCCACAAGAUAUGACAGCUUCAAGAUUAAGUCCAAAUUUUAUUCAACAUAAUACAGCUAUUCAGAUGACUAAAUCUAAAUGCAUUGAGUCUAAUGAAUAUUCUUCUUCAGUGUCCACAAAUGUAUGUCCAAAUACUCCUAUUUUGACACAAUAUGACCCAGAAAUUGAAAUAUGUGAAUUAACUGAGUCCGAUGUGAUUGAUUAUUAUGAACCUUUCAUGUCAGAUUCCAUUGAUAGUACUGUAAACUAUCAACCAGUUAUAACAACUUUAGGGUUAAGUUCUUAUUCGUCAAGUAGUCAAGCAAUCAUUGAGACUCAAUAUAACACAGAUACUAUGAAUACAAAAUCUCAGUUUAUGGAGUCUACUCCAGCAUACAUCGAUUUAACUGCAGACAGUCCACCAGAUUUAACAGAUUCAAGUGAAAGCCUCAAUACGUUUGUUGGUCAGUCACGUUUGACUCAACACAACACACAAAUUGAGUGUUAUGAACCUWCUACAGCAGCAUCUUUUGCUUUAACUGUAAACAAUCCACCGGAUAUGAUGAAUUCAAGGUUUAACAAUGAAAACAAUAUAUUCACAGAAUAUAAUGAAGGUAUUAAGCUAAUUUCAUCUACUUCAAUGUCCACUGAUUUAAACAGAAAUAUUCCAACAUUUUCAAGUUCAUCUUCGAGAGAAAUAUCUCCGUUGAACUAUAAUCCUAAUUUGAACAUGUUUGAUCAACCAAGAGUUGAUGUAUUAGUAGUUGAAAAAGAUGCACAACUUUCGACAUUAAAUUCAAGUAGAAUGAAACGUGUAGAUUGGAAAAGCCCUAAUAAUCURAUGGUUAUCCCAAAAAAAGUUCCAAUCAUGAAAUCCCGUGAACGUGCUGUUCUUCCAGUUGCUAUCAAACGACUUAAAGGGUUAAAACCAAAUGUGAAUAUACCACCACACUAUCCACUGUUAAAUGAAUUACUUACACAACAGACAAAUAAAAUAAUAAAACCGGAUAAAAUAAAUUUUGUAUCAAACAUACCAAUUCUUUCUGUCAUUAAUCAAAUGAAAGUAAAUUCACAACCAACUAACACAACUAUUGAAAUGGAUCAAAUAAAUAUGUUCAAUACACCUGUCAUUCACCUUAAUAAUCGAAUGAAAGCACCAUUACCUGAUGUUGUUUAUGAAAGCACUCAAAUAACGAAUGAAAAYAAUUAUCAGGAGACUAUUCAAUCAAAUUAUACAUAUAAUCCACUUAAAGCACCACACCAAAUCAAACCUGUACCCAUAGCUAUUCCGUUACCAUCUUCAGAAAUAAUCUAUGAUUAUUCAACCGAGGUAUAAAUCAUUUGUAUUUAAAAUAUUAUAAGCAUAUAAAUAUACUUUUUUAAGUAUUGAUUUUAUUUUG
Molecule: messenger RNA, 2779 nt
Organism: Diuraphis noxia (Russian wheat aphid)
Lineage: Eukaryota; Metazoa; Arthropoda; Insecta; Hemiptera; Aphididae
Source: RefSeq, a predicted model, not a curated record